Molecule: messenger RNA, 864 nt
Organism: Trypanosoma rangeli
Lineage: Eukaryota; Euglenozoa; Kinetoplastea; Trypanosomatida; Trypanosomatidae
Exons: 1
Coding region: 1-864 (287 amino acids)
Molecular function (GO): protein binding
Source: RefSeq, a predicted model, not a curated record
AUGUGGCGAGUUGUUCAUUUUCCUUUUAGAUGCAUCUCACUUCGACGCAUUGGCUCCUUUGCCAAGGUGAAGUGUGGUGCGGGAAAGAUCCUUGUUAAGCGAGGCGAAGUGAGCAGUGCUACGGUUUUGCCUGAGGUGGAUCUUGCGUUGCGUGUUAUCAACCCGUGCCGGGAGUUUCCGGCGACACAAGUUGGUGUUGAGCUGCCCGACCACAGUGAUCCGUGUGUGCUUUGGCGCGAAUAUUACUCCUUUGACCACUGCAGGCCUUAUUACCACAAUCUACUAACGAAUACAACAACUUUUGAGCUGCCCUCUGGCUUUAUGACGCGGUUUGCCUUGUUUUGUCGUCGCCAGGGCCACCACGUUGACGGUGAAACUCGAGUGUAUCGGCAGACGGCGGCGGAGGGCAGUGGGGGAUCGGACAAGGGUGCCCCUGAAGGGCCAGGGGGAGAGGGCGGGUCCCCCGUUCCGCCUGGCGAGGGCGGUUCACUUACGACGAAGCAAAAGCUAGCGGCGUAUGGAGGUGGUGGGUUGUUGUUAUAUCUCAUUGUACACAACAUUCUUCUUGCAUGUAUUUUUUUUUCUCUUUACUUUCUGCACGUUGACCUGGUGGGUGUCGCACGAUCGUACGGGUUUCGUGUUGGCAGCGAUAAGACGGAAUCCGACGACGGCGGCAAUGCUGCUGUGGACAAGAGGAAGAGUCCGUCCUUUUGGGCCACUCUGGGUGCCUCGGUUGUGUUGAAUAAACUCUUGGUGCCACUGGAGGUUGCCGCAACUCUCAUGAUGGCGCCUGUGCUCGUUCCACGCCUGCAGCCCUUUGCGGCGAGGAUCAUUCCUUGCAUAAAAUCCUUUAUGAAAGGCUGA